This is a messenger RNA of Clunio marinus, 183 nucleotides long. The record is from the annotation of a GenBank genome assembly. NCBI's taxonomy places the organism in Eukaryota, Metazoa, Arthropoda, Insecta, Diptera, Chironomidae.
AUGUCAUCGUCAUGUUACGUUCUAUACGAUGCCAAGCGCACGACUAUGAACGUUUAUUUAGCCGCGGAUAAGAGAACAGAAAAAGAACAUUUAAAUUGGACUUUGUUUUCAAAAUGGACAUGUUUUAAUGUUAAGACCGUUUGCGGCUUGUUAGGUGUGGCCUUAAAACCCAUUCAAGAAUGA